UCGUACGGUUCCUCGCUGAUUAAUGAGAGCCUUAUGGUCCUGGAUUAAGUGGGGGUUUUUUCACAGAGACGUUUGCAAUAUCAUCUAAUUUACUUUUGACAUACUUAUAUUAGCGUUCAUAGCGAAAAAUUGCUAUACACCAUCGUUAUACACUUCUUGAUAAUACACUUUCAUUCUGCUAGUCGAUUGCCAAUACCGAAAUCUGGCAAACAUAACAGCACAAGGCUCAAACACAUUGUUGUUUCCACUCGUGUGUGCAAUAGCUUACUGAGUGUAAUGUGCAAGCCGAGAAUAGACUAGAAAGGGAGGGGUAGAUCUAAAUCUAGUAGACUUAGAUAGUAGUGGCAGUUGUAGCGAAGAAUGAAAGGAUUAUAACCCAGGUUGCUCAUAUUAUAUCCCGUUCUUGUACGUGUGUGUCUGUUUAUGAUCCAUUGACUCCUGACUAUUACUAUUAGAUCUACAGUACGUGGUAUUGACCAAGAAAAUUGACAAAUUCCUACUCCCUUGGCUUGGACUUGGUCGUCUUGGACUUUUACAAGAAGUGUUAUUUUCCUUGUUGAGUUUUUUCUCUGUGUUGGAUGUGCAAAAUGGAAGGCAAACAUGUAGAAGAAGAAAACGAAAUCAACAACAGUGAAGAGGACUACUCUGAAGAAGAAGAAAUUGAUGAAAAUGUUGGAAAGGUCAUUGACGUAGCAUUUGAUGCAAGGCCACCAUCAGACUCUGACUUCCAUGGCGUCAAGCGUCUUUUGCAACAGCUCUUUGUGAAGCAUAUCAACGAUGACCUGUCGGAGCUGGCAAAUGUGAUCAUUGCUCAGGACUUUAUUGGAUCGGUUUUAAAGCAAGACUUUGGAACUGGCAGUGAUGAAGACAGUGACGAAGAAAGUGAUGACGAUGACAGAGAUAAUGUUUUUGCUAUCAAUACUGUGGUCAAUAUUUCAGAAAAUCAGAGCUUGUCCUGCAUUGAGAAAAUCAAUGAAUUCUUGACAUCAAAAUGUGAAGAAGCAUAUAAGGGAGAGCCUGGUCUCAUGAGGAAAUUGUUGGGAGAUCCAUCGAAACAAGUUGGUUUGCUGAUCAGCGAGAGGUUUAUCAACAUACCGCCACAGGUGGCCCUUCCAUCAUAUGAAUCUUUGAAGGCAGACAUUGAAAAGGCAGUAAGGAAGAAGAAAAAAUUUGACUUCACACACCUGGUCUUAAUUAGCAAAACCUACAGAAGUAAAGAAGGAGGGGCCAUGGGGGCUGAGGUUUUCUACUCCAAUCCAGAAGAGCAGCUGUUUUGUGAUAUGAGUGAGUUCAACUUCACUUUUUCUGUAGCAGAGCAGAGGGAUUCAAUAUCAGACGGACAGUGGGAUGAUGAAGGAGAUAUGGAAGCAUUGCGGACUGUUAUGGUCUUUGAUGCCAGUUCCCUGGGUCAUUUGAUUGACAAACUGCGCCAAGAAAUUCCUGCUAAAUGAUAAAGCAUUUUAUUUUUAAAUGAUGUUGAAAUUGAUAGAUUGAUAUUGAGUUCUCAGAGGUUUUUUUUUUUUUUAAAGCUCUGAGCAGUAUGAGAUGUUAUUGUGCUGCUCCUGAGUAUAGUGAGAAGCCUUUUUUUUACUUUUAUGAGCUUCAACCUAAAGGCAAAAGCUGAUUGCUUGUAGUAACGGAUUUCCAUUGGGGAGAAACGUUUUUUAUGUAAUUUAUUCUUAGAAAACUUUUUGUCUAAGUUCUCCUUCUUCCUCUACAUUUGACUUUGUCAUUAAAAACUUCAUUCUUACAGUUUGUGCCUCACUCACUGCUUGUUAUAUUGUUUUGCCUCUUUUUUUUCUUUUUUUUUUUAGGUAGUGGUCAGUUAGGUUAGAGUUUAUGAAAGCCUAUAGUAUCGAGUUAUAUAACUUAAAUGCUGGCUUUUUACGUCAAUUAUUAAGUCCUGGACGAAAAAUAAUGGUGCUCUGUCGCAGUGUCAAGUUUGGGGGAGUUUCUACCUGACAGUUCGUUAUUCUUUUCCACAGUGGACAGGGAAGUAACUGUCUCUGUGGCCUUUUUUCCUGCAAAGCCCAUCAAGCUUAAUGUUGGUAAUAAUUUUUAAGUGUCCCUUGGCGUGUUAUUUGUGAGGUUGAAACUUAUCAUGACAGUAACCAGUAUUUUUCUGAACAUAUUUUUGUCAUGUAGUAAUUGCAACAGGAAGGCUAAGGGCAUAGGACUUAGUGAAAUUGGACAACUGGUAUUGGAACUCCUUGUACUAUAUAGUCCUGUAUAAUGUGUGGAGACUGUCAGAUCUAAGCAGUUAUUAUGAAGUUAAGUUCCAUGCACAUAAUUAUAAUAGGCCUGUGUUUUAAAGAUUGUGGUUUUAUUUUAAACAUCCUCUGAGUGCAUAUUUUUAUGCAAAUGGUCUAAAGGUGAAAUAAAAAUAUAAAAACUUGAA
This is a messenger RNA of Aplysia californica (California sea hare), 2398 nucleotides long. Its product is annotated as protein BCCIP homolog. NCBI's taxonomy places the organism in Eukaryota, Metazoa, Mollusca, Gastropoda, Aplysiida, Aplysiidae. The transcript has 7 exons. The record is from RefSeq and is a predicted model, not a curated record. Gene Ontology annotation, cellular component: nucleus. The coding region runs from base 579 to 1451 and encodes 290 amino acids.